AUGUCGCCCAAACACAUGUACGGCCUCACCGCCGUCCCAGCAUCCUCCACCAAACUACUAACCAACAACAAACCCCCUCAAGCCCCAAUCCCCAUCCCCGUCCACAAAACCCCAAUCCCAAACACCCCACUGGCCCAGCGCAUCAACAGCUACGCGCGCCACCAUCUCCGCGAGGAAACAUACAACCACUCCCUCCGGGUCUACCACUACGGCCUAGCCAUCAAAGCAUACCGGUUCCCGGCAUCUCAAUUCCCCGAAUGGGAGUUCGACGAUGAGACGUAUUUCCUUGCCUGUGUAUUGCAUGAUAUUGGGACGACGAGGGAGAAUCUGAAUGCGACGAAGUUGAGUUUUGAGUUUUACGGUGGGAUGCUUGCGUUGCGGGUCUUGCAGGAGGUGAAUGUCAAUCCAGCUCAUGCAUGUACUGGUGCUGGUGCUGGUGCUGGUAAUGCGGACAAGGUGGAGAUUGGCACCGGGACUGGCUUGGGCAUUGGUGCCAGCAAUGUCGGCGGCCCGGCUGCGACGACCACCCCGACGAAUAGCAAUUCUACGGCGCCGCGCGCUCAGGCGGAGAGUGUAGCCGAAGCUAUUAUUCGGCAUCAGGAUUUGUGCCAUGUAGGCUGCAUUACGGUUGUGGGUCAGCUUUUGCAGUUGGCGACGAUCUUUGAUAAUACUGGGGCUUAUGCGGAUCUCGUUCAUGCUGAUACCAUCAAGGAUGUGUGUGCGCAUUUCCCGCGGAUGCGCUGGAGUGGUUGCUUUGCUGCGACUGUUCAGGAAGAGAUUGGGCUGAAGCCCUGGGCUCAUAGUACUGCUUUGGGUGAGGACUUCGAGGAGAAGGUGCUUGGCAAUCAGUUGAUGGAGCCUUAUGAGUGA
Messenger RNA from Penicillium nucicola, 870 nucleotides. Its product is annotated as putative urea hydro-lyase/cyanamide hydratase. The record is from RefSeq and is a predicted model, not a curated record. Bases 1 to 870 code for a protein of 289 amino acids. NCBI's taxonomy places the organism in Eukaryota, Fungi, Ascomycota, Eurotiomycetes, Eurotiales, Aspergillaceae. The transcript has 2 exons.